Molecule: messenger RNA, 1080 nt
Organism: Gamsiella multidivaricata
Lineage: Eukaryota; Fungi; Mortierellomycota; Mortierellomycetes; Mortierellales; Mortierellaceae
Exons: 3
Coding region: 1-1080 (359 amino acids)
Biological process (GO): carbohydrate metabolic process
Cellular component (GO): membrane
Molecular function (GO): chitin deacetylase activity
Source: RefSeq, a predicted model, not a curated record
AUGGUGCCAAAGUCGUCGCUUUCAAUCCUUGUAUUGGCUCUUGCAGUUGUGCAUGCUCAAGUGCCCUCAACUUAUCCACCACCCAAUGCUGUUCCUGAUACCAAGUCGCCCCAGGUCCAGGCAUGGCUCAAGGAAAUUGACCUUACAGGUGCACCCAACAUCCCUCUGCACAAAGGUAAUCCGCCUUCCUGUCCAAAUCCACCCAUUCCCGAUGAGUGUUACUGGACGUGUGAUGGGUGCUCUGCGGACGACAUCACUGCCUGCGCGGCUCCCAAUACGUGGGGCCUUACCUUUGAUGACGGCCCAUCCGUCGCCACUCCUUCUUUACUCGACUAUCUCAAGAAGGAGAAGUUGAGCGCGUCCUUUUUCGUAAUCGGUUCGAAUGUGAUUCAGUACCCCGACUUUGUCAAACGCGAGGUCGCCGAGGGUCAUCAUCUCGCCUCCCACACCUGGUCACACCAUGCCCUGACCACACUGACGAACGAGGAGAUCGUGGCCGAGAUGAGGUGGACGGAAAAGGCGGUUAUGGAUGCCACGGGUCUGAAGCUUAAGUACAUGCGACCGCCUUACGGUGAUAUCAACAACCGCGUUCGCUUUGUGCUCAAGAAGCUCGGCUACAUCCCUGUCGACUGGACCGGUGAUGAAUUCGAUACCAAUGACUGGAAGAUGCCCGAAAUAAGCCAGAGCCAAGUCAUCGCCACGUUCACAAAGUCCUUGGAUGCCUACGCGGCGAGCAACAGGUCCAAGGGAUUCUACUGCCUGGAACACGAUCUCACCGCAGACACGGUCGCUGUUGCCCAAAAACUGAUUCCGUUGGGUAGAGCACGCAACAUCAGCAUUGCCGCUGUUCCUGUCUGUGAGAGUGACGCUCAACCGUACCAGAACGGAUCCAAUGUGACAACCACAACCAUCUCGAGCACGCCUACAGCCACAACAACCGGUAGAGCAUCUACGACCACCACGACAGCGGCUGGAACAAAUACGCCCACACCAACAUCAAAGAAUUCGGCCUCAUGCCUUGUUGGUUAUAGUCUGGGGUCCAUGGCUUCAGCUCUGAUUCUGGGCGUACUCCUAGCUUAG